Oncorhynchus keta (chum salmon) is the source of this 2808-nucleotide messenger RNA. RefSeq names its product histamine H3 receptor-like. Gene Ontology annotation, biological process: adenylate cyclase-activating adrenergic receptor signaling pathway. NCBI's taxonomy places the organism in Eukaryota, Metazoa, Chordata, Actinopteri, Salmoniformes, Salmonidae. Gene Ontology annotation, molecular function: histamine receptor activity. The transcript has 3 exons. The record is from RefSeq and is a predicted model, not a curated record. The coding region runs from base 410 to 1612 and encodes 400 amino acids. Gene Ontology annotation, cellular component: membrane.
CAUAGAGGUGUAUGGCUGUAGGCUGGUGGAGGUGUUUGCUUACUUGUGGAAACUUUUAGCGGAAGUUUCAAUUCAUUGUAGAUACCACAGACGACGUAUAUAGUGAUGUAGAUGCCAAAGCGUUUCCCACGUAACAAAAGUUCUGAUGCUGCCUAGACCUGCGCGCACUUCAUUAGGCUAUGAAUGAGCGUUGUUGAGCAAGACCAUAUAUGAUAUUGACAGCAUCUUUAGGUCAUUAUAUGCAUAUUCGAAUAGGCUGCGCCGGUCGGCGAGGUGACAAGCAAAGGACAUACUGAAGUUACAUUUUGGAUGCAGAUGCGCGUGGAUUGCAGGUGUUGUAUUGCCUAUUUCCAACUCCUUGGAAUAUCCGUCAAUGAUUUAACACAAUUUAAAGCUGAUAAAUAAGAUCAUGGGGGGAGAUCAACUCGAUGCCAACGUAAGCUGGAAUUACAUGCACAACGACUCAACCAAAAUGUGGAGCGACAACGCAUUCACAGCGCCUGUCAUGGUCAUUCUUUUGACGAUGAUGGUAAUUUUGGUGGUUGUGAUAGUUUUGGGAAACGCUUUGGUCAUUUUCGCCUUUAAAGUAGACAAGAGUCUGAGGAGGCAAAGCAACUAUUACUUCCUGAAUCUCGCCAUAUCGGAUUUUCUUGUUGGGGCAUUCUGCAUUCCAGUGUACAUCCCAUACAUCCUGACAGGGAGAUGGAUGUUGGGCAGAGGACUGUGCAAACUGUGGCUGGUCAUGGACUACUUGCUCUGUACUGCCUCUGUCUUCAAUAUUGUCCUGAUCAGCUAUGACCGCUUCCUCUCUGUCACCAGAGCGGUGAGCUACCGUGCCAGACAGGGCAUGACCCACCAAGCCAUCAUGAAGAUGAUAGCAGUCUGGGUCCUGGCCUUUGUCCUCUAUGGCCCUGCCAUCAUCUUCUGGGAGCUGGUGGUGGGGAAGAGCCGUGUCCCGGAGGAUGAGUGCUACGCUGAGUUCUACUACACCUGGUACUUCCUCCUCAGUGCCUCCAUGUUGGAGUUCUUCUCCCCCUUAAUCUCCGUAACCUUCUUCAACCUCAGCAUCUACCUCAACAUACGUCGGAGGAGGCUCCGGAACAGAGAUGAGACGAGUGGACAGGCCCACGCGCCUGAUGGACAGCCCCCUCCCCUGGGGAGAGGGGAAUGCCUCCGCCUCACUUCCCUCUUUUCCCGGAACUCGGUAGUGGUUAAGAAGCUGUCUAGCACUGUGUCGGUCCAGGAGAGGGGAUCAGGUUCGGGGUCCUUCCACUCCCAGAUCUUACAUCCCCCCUUGGAGCGGCAGGACACCUCCACUAGGGGCACACAGCGCAGCUGCCUGUCAAGGGACAAGAAGAUUGCCAAGUCGCUGGCUGUCAUCGUGUGUGUGUUUGCUGUGUGCUGGGCGCCCUACACCCUCCUGAUGAUCAUCAGAGCCGCCUGUAAGGGACGCUGCGUCCAGCACCACUGGUAUGAGGUCACCUUCUGGCUGCUGUGGCUCAACUCGGCCAUUAACCCUUUCCUCUACCCGCUCUGUCACAGCAGCUUCCGCAGGGCCUUCGGCAGGAUCCUGUGUCCCAGACGAAGGGCAACUCAGCUGGCCACCAACUGACCUGCAGAAUGGCCAAUCACUUAAGGGCCUCUACUGUAUCAUGUGAUGGAUAGGCCAGUAGCCAGAGAGGUGGUGACACACACAUGAAUCACUUUACUGUACAUAGACCCAAAGGAGAUAAUAAAGACUAAAACUGAUACUUUAGCAAUGAACAUUUUUUAAUGGAACAAAACAGAUUGUCUUACAUGUGAUAGGCCAGUGGCCAGAGAAGUGGGGUGAAUCUCGAAAGCCGAAAUGACUCAAAGGUGAUACUACCCACUGGCACAAAAUGGUUGAAUCAACGUUGUUUCAACGUAAUUUGUCAACGUCUUGUGACGUGAAAUCUAGGUGGAAAAUACAAAAAGUCAUCAACUGUUGUUUUGCGGGUGAAAUUUCUACCACAGGAUUAUGUCGUCAUGGUAACCAAAUUUCAACAUAGACAAACCUUGUAUAAAAUAUAUACCUUUAAAACAUCUUUAAAAGAUCUUCAAUGUCAUAUCCACUACCAAAAUAAGAAAAAAAACAAUAGACUGGGCACCACCUCCUACUGGAGAAUGUAUUUCUGUACAGAUUCCCUUUAGUCUUCUACCCAAGUUUUUAACCAAGCCUAGCCCUGCUUAGCUAUGAUAUUUGUCACUGACUUACCAGUGCGAUAUCAUGAGAAUGAUUUUUGCGAGUUCUCCACUUAAUAACGAUAUAGAUUCGCUGUUGCUUUCAAAGUCAUUCCAAAAGGGUAGGUUUAACGUAGCAAAUGAAAAGAGACCAUACUUUAUCAUUCAUGUACUGUAUCAUCAAUGAUGCUAUUUAGGCCUAUAUACAGUAGACUCUGUAAAGUCAUCAACAGGUAUUGUUUCAGUUCAUCAGGCCUAGGCUUUCAAACUCUGGUUGAUUUGAAAUGGAAUGAUAUGUAGUGAUAUUGAAUUGUUUGGUUGUCAACGCAACCAGAGAUCAACAUUUGAAGGAGUUGUAUCUUCUUUAUGACUAUGUUCCGUCUGUGCCACUGACUUAAUUAAUCAUUUCUAUGUUUGAUUCACGUCUCAAACUCAACCAAAAAUCAAAGUUAAGGAAUAGGAUGGAGAUGGAGACGUGAAUCUAACAUCAUUUGUAGAAUAACUGGAAUUGAAGCCAGACUUAAGUCAGUCGUACAGUUGGAACUUUGUAUUUUGUAUUUAUUAAGGAUCACCAUUAGCUGCCUCCAUCCAGGGCAGCAGCUACUC